Phytophthora sojae is the source of this 387-nucleotide messenger RNA. RefSeq lists its product as hypothetical. Bases 1 to 387 code for a protein of 128 amino acids. The transcript has a single exon. Lineage: Eukaryota; Oomycota; Peronosporomycetes; Peronosporales; Peronosporaceae. The record is from RefSeq and is a predicted model, not a curated record.
AUGCGCCAAGUGAAUCUGCUGCUCGUUCUGCUGACCGUCCUAGCGGCGCUACUGACCGUGAGCCAGGCUGCCACCUACCACCUCGUUGGCCAGUGGAUGCCUGCGACGCGGAACACGGCGACCGAGAGGCUGCUGACGGAGGCGCUGCAGAAGCAGAAGCAGAACCAGUCGCUCAAGUCGCGCCUGUGCUUCACGGAGGUGACGGGCAUCGAGCAGCAGAUCGUCAACGGCAUCCACUUCCGCUACCACGUGCGCGGCUGUGAGACCGCCACGCCCGGCCGCUGCAACAGCGGCGCCUGCGCCAACGCCAAGAAGUUCGACGUCGAGCUCUUCACGCAGCCAUGGGCCGACAUCACGCAGGUCAUGUCGGCGGUGAACGUGCAGUAG